Annulohypoxylon truncatum is the source of this 1299-nucleotide messenger RNA. RefSeq names its product DUF567-domain-containing protein. Bases 232 to 828 code for a protein of 198 amino acids. NCBI's taxonomy places the organism in Eukaryota, Fungi, Ascomycota, Sordariomycetes, Xylariales, Hypoxylaceae. The transcript has 2 exons. The record is from RefSeq and is a predicted model, not a curated record.
UACUGUCAUAUGUUAUUAUCUGAAAAAAACAGCUCGACAGAGGUGUUAUAUAUGUAACUAUCUCACUCCUUGGACGAAAGCUCGAACAGUAAUUCCGUCCAUCCCAAAUCUCCCGUAUAAGUCUAAACAGAGUCACCAAGAGAGAAACCAAGCCUACUUACCUAGAUACACCUAGUCAACUUAAAGACCGAUAUCGAUCCUGAGAAUACCUUUACACCGACAACCCUCAAUAUGGGACCACCACCGCAGCUAGCACCCUUCUCCCGACCGCUUGGCAUCUUCACGCCUUUCAUUGCGAGGCAAGGCGAGACGAUGGUGCUAAAAGAAAAGGUCCUGUCGUUAUCCGGGGACAGCUUCGAUAUCACUCUUUCCAGUGGCCAACCAAUCUUCAAGGUGAAGGGCGAGACCUUGACGCUUUCCAAUCGCAUGAACUUCAUGGAUGCGAACGGCAACCACUUGUUCUGUAUUCGCAAGAGGCAUCUUAGUUUACACACCACGUACUAUGCCGAGGACCCCAAUGGCCAGGAGCUCUUCGAGGUGCAGAGCAAAUUCAGGCUGGGCGGCUCCAAGUUCAUAUGCACCUUCACUUCGGCGUCCGGUCAGCAAGAGCAGUUGCUGAUGAAGGGCGGCUGGACGGAUACCAACGCUGAGAUUACCGACGAAGCUAGCGGACAAGUGAUCGCAUCAAUCUAUCGCGACCGUUGGAAUGCGCGCGAGUUACUAGGCGGUCAGCAGACGUACAAUGUCACGGUCGCGCCGAACGUUGAUAUGGCCAUCAUCGCGUCGAUGUGUAUCUGCCUGGACACGAAGCGGAACGAGGAGGAGUAACUUUUCUAGGACAGGUGUUUCGGAUGAGGUGUCUUGCUGCAUGCGUUAUUGAUACCAAGGGUUGCUUUUUCUCUAAGAAGAGGCGUAUAGCCUUCUAAGAACCAUUGACUUUUAACAGACUGAUAAAACAACAUAUGAUUAUGAUAAGAAUUAUGAUCUAGGAUGACUCUGAAUGACUCAGUGAUUGGGAAGAUAUCGGGUUAGAAUAUAUUAGAAAAGAUGUGCCCGCAAUUACCAUGUAAACAAUAAGUUACCCUCAUGAUGGAUCACGAAUGCGACGUAUUGAAUUACCUCGACAUUUCACGGCGCAGACGGAGGCCUCUAAAGACAGCAAUUAACAAGAGAAUUUAACAAUAAGACACCAAUGAUCAAAUUAUGAAGCUGCACUUCGGCAAUUGAGUUGAUUUUCUAGGAUCAGAUAUCGCGAAAUUCAACACUCAGGGUUAUAUUCCGAUAUAAAGGAAAACUGGA